Molecule: messenger RNA, 3705 nt
Organism: Plasmodium malariae
Lineage: Eukaryota; Apicomplexa; Aconoidasida; Haemosporida; Plasmodiidae
Product: asparagine-rich antigen, putative
Exons: 1
Coding region: 1-3705 (1234 amino acids)
Biological process (GO): N-terminal peptidyl-methionine acetylation
Cellular component (GO): Golgi membrane
Molecular function (GO): histone acetyltransferase activity; protein-N-terminal amino-acid acetyltransferase activity
Source: RefSeq, a predicted model, not a curated record
AUGGACAGAUAUAAUGAAGACAAGAACGACAUAAAUUUGAAUUUUUUAAAUUCCCUUAAAAGGGGUGAUGAGAAUGUGCACUCCAGAAAUAAAAAAAGUAAUUUUAUUGAAUUCCAAUACGAUAAGGUUGUAAAUAAUGUUUUAGGGUUAUUUAAAAAGCAAAAGAAGCAAAGAUUUCUGUCAACGUCAUCUGCUUUACGCAAUGACAUGCAUGAACAAAUUUUAAGUUCUCGAUUAUUUUUAGAUCUGCGUGAAGAUAGGGAAAUAUUAUUACAUAAAAUACUAAAGAAAAUUAAUAUUUUAAAUUUAAUAUAUUUUCGUUUUUUAAAAGAUGUUGACAUUGAAGAUGUUUUUGAUUUGCAUAAAGAAUUAUUUCCUGUUAAGUAUCAUGCAGAUUUUUAUUUUAGUAUUUGCAAUUUUGAUGAUAAUAAAAUAAUAGAUGAUGAUAUUAUAAAAAUUACUGAUAAGAUUUCCAAUUCAUUACGAAAUAAUGUAAAUAAUAAAAGAUACAGCAGCUGCAGUAAUAAUUAUAAUUGCAAUGACACUGUUUCAAAAGGGAUUAAUAACAAUAGGAGCUUCCAUGGUAAUAUUAAUGGCAAUUGCAACAAUACAAGCAAUAACAGUAAUGGAAGUAAUAAUGAGAUGAAUCAAAGCUAUCAUAACAUUGAUUAUCCCCCUAGCAAUUAUGAUUAUACUAACAUUCGUGAUCAUCUGAACAAUCGAUCUUAUCAUAACAGCAGGGGCAAUGACCUAAAUGAUUCUGACCAUAUCAAUAUAAAGGGAGAAAUAAAAAACUUAAUAAAUUCUAAUUCAGCAGAUAAUUAUAUACAUAGAAUAAAAGUAAAUAAAGUGGAGGAGACCAAGGCACUAAAUGAACAUUCGGAUUAUAAUGAUGAUGACAUGGAUAAUGAUUUAAAUAAAAAAUUUAUGAAUUCAGAAGAAUGUAAUUCGUUAACUAAUUCAGUAGAUAUGGAUAUUGGUGGAGAAAAAAAAAUAAAUAAAAAAUGGAAGGAAGAAGAAAUAUUUUCAUUAGGGGCCUUUUUACCCUUUUCGUUUAUUGAUUAUGUUAAUAGUGAUUAUAUUACCAAAAUGGUAAGAAAUAAACCUAUAGAAAAUAUUACUGAAAAAGAGAUUUUACUGGAUUACAUAAAAUUUAUAGAUGACACUAAUAGCAGAAUUAAUAAGAACAAACGCUCUAAUAAUUCUCACGUAAAAUAUAAUGAUUAUGAAAAUGGUUCCUUUAAAAAUAUUCCAAAAAAUAAUUUAUAUCACAUGGAAAAGGAUAACCUAAUUAAUGAAAGGAAAAAUGAAAAUUUUAUUAAUAGUACUAAUUACAAAGAAAAUGAAAAUCUGAAUACUCAAAAAUGUACGAAGAUUGCAUCCUCGAAUGUGGAUUCUAUUGCGAACGGGGACAAGUGCAAUUAUCUUGAAAUGAAAUUGAAGGGAAAUAUAAAUAACGAAGAUAAUUUAAAAAAAGAAAAAAUGAAUUUGUUUAUUAAUGGUAGUAGAACUUUUGGAAAUAAUAACUGCUACAAUAAUGAUUUGUUGAAAAAGGAUUAUAAAAAAGAAGACAACAUUGGUAAAUAUGAAUCCACAGGGUAUUGCAGAGAAAAUGAGGAAAAAAACAAUUAUAAUUAUUGUGAUAAAGAAAAUCUUUUCAUUUCUGACAAAAAGCAGAAUAAUAGAUCAAAUUAUGACGAUGUUAGAGAUUAUAUUAAUGAAUAUCUUAACAAAUAUCAAGGUAGUAAUAAUGAAAUAUAUAAUAAUAAUAAUAGUAAUAUUCAUGACAUAUACAAUCAACUAAAGGAGAAAAGUAUAAUAUAUGAGGAGAGAAAUGGCACAGAUCAAGAUAAACGUACAAAUGGUGUGAAGGAAAAUAUGUGCUUAAAUAAAGAAACGUUACUUUUAUAUAAUCCUAUUAAAAAAAAUAAAAUAAAAAAAGAUUAUUUAAUCGGUAGCAUAUCGACUUUAAUUAAUUACCAAGAUGUUAAAAAUGAAAAGGAUUUUAUUAAUAUAUAUAAUCAUUUUAGAAAAAAAUCCAAUAAUCUUAAAAAAGAGAAAAAUUAUUUAAAGUAUAUGUAUGAUACUUCUAUAAAUUUUUUAGAUAAUUAUAUUCCUUUAGACAAAAAUGUUAAUAAUAAUGGAAAGGAUAAAAACAACAUGUAUACGUGCAAUAAUUGUAAAAUUAAUCAAAGAGUGGAAAAAGAACAUAGAAAUACAGAAGCUAAAAUAAACGAUAAAAAGGAAGCAAUAAAAUCAUCGACAUUCAAUUUUAUAACAAAUAAUGAUCAUAUUAAUAAUUGUUGGGACAAUUCGUUGGAAGGAAAAAAAAAAGAAAAACUUCUAAGUGUAAACAAUGUUCUAGGUGAUUUAAAUAUUCUGAAAAUUCAAAAUAUAAAUAAGGAUAUUUACUUUGAAAAAAAAUUAUAUGAAGAAAUUUAUAUGAAUGAAAAUAUUAAAGAUAUAACAAAAAAAUACAUUAAAAAAAAAAUUAAUAGUGUUUACAUAUUAACAGUGGGAAUAAGUGAAUAUUUUAGAGGUCUAAAUUUAGCUUCCUAUCUCAUUGAUUAUACUUUGUUUUAUUUUUAUUUCAUUAUAUAUAGAAUAUUUUUGUAUAAUAAUAAAAUUUACUGUUACAUAGAUAAUGAUGCAUUUUAUAGUUUAUCUAAUAAUUUAAAAGACGAAUGUACAACAAAUGAUACGUUUGACGAGGGUAUACUAUCAGACAGUUCUAUGGACGAGCUUUGCACAAUUUUAAAUGAUGAAAAAGUUUUAUCAGACAUUGAAAUGAAACAUCAUCGCUUUUGUCAAUAUGGAAAAGAUAUGGAAGAAGAAAAAUUACACAGGAAAAUGGAAAAAGUACAAAGAGAAAACCUAAAAAGCAGGGAAUAUAAUAAAAUGUGUGAAAAAACAAAUGGAAAUAAAGAAAAUGAAUUAAUAAAGCAAAUGGGGCAUGUGUUAGGGAAUCAUUGUGAUAUUAUUAAUACAAAUCUGUAUAAUAAUAUGACAAAUGGAGUAGAUAUUACAAAGGGGGUAAGAAGUAAAGAAGAGACGUUAGGUAAUAUCAGUCCCUGUGAUAUCUCUGGUGAGGCUACUAAGGAUCAUUACAAAUUACAAAAUACAAAUUUUUGCACAAUUCAAAGAGAUGAUUUAAAGAAUAUGAAUAAUAGUACGAAUAAUGGUAACAAAUGUAAAAAUAAACGGAAUAGAGAAAGAUCAAAAAACUACAGCAUAUGCAACGGGGUAAUAGGGGCAUGCUAUAAACAAAUUAUACUGAAUGACUAUUUACAUUAUUUGUAUGAUAUUAUUCAUAAUAAAAAUUCAGAAAUAAUAACAAACGGAGAGAUUCCAAAAAAAAAAAAAAUUUCAUACAUUGUUAAUUUCCCCCCAUAUAAUAAUCCUAGGUACUGCUCUGGCAUAAAUAGUAAAAUUUUAGAUUUCUUUUUAAAUAACUUUUGUGCUCAUAAUUUAAAAGACAGACCUUUUUUUUACUUGAGAAAUGUAAAAACCAAGAGGUCACAUAUCUAUAAUAAUGAUGAAGAUGCAUCAAUUCCUUUAUACAUCUAUUUGCAUGUAAUAGAUUAUAAUAAAGCCGCUAUAAAUUUAUACAAUAAAUUAAAUUUUGAUUACAUUUACACGUAUGAAAAUUUUUAUGAUAUAAACAAGAUAACGUUUUCGUCAUAUUUGUAUGCAUACUUCUUUUAA